Messenger RNA from Gadus chalcogrammus (walleye pollock), 2205 nucleotides. It is a transcript of the gene ppfia3, whose product is annotated as PTPRF interacting protein alpha 3. The record is from RefSeq and is a predicted model, not a curated record. The coding region runs from base 1 to 2205 and encodes 734 amino acids. The transcript has 17 exons. Lineage: Eukaryota; Metazoa; Chordata; Actinopteri; Gadiformes; Gadidae. Gene Ontology annotation, cellular component: presynaptic active zone. Gene Ontology annotation, biological process: synapse organization.
AUGAUGUGCGAGGUGAUGCCGACCAUCUCGGAGGACGGGCGCGGCGGGGGCGGCUCCCCGUCCUCGGCGGGCAGCGGCGGCAGCGGCGCCGGCGGGCAGAUCGGGGGCGUGGCCGGGGGCUACGGCGGCCGGGAGUCGCGGGGGGGGGGGGGCAGCGACGAGGGCGGCAGCACGGGCAACCUGGAGUCGCUGAUGGUCAACAUGCUGACGGAGCGCGAGCGGCUGCUGGAGAGCCUGCGGGACACUCAGGACUGCCUGGGCACCGCGCACCUGAGGCUCCGCGAGCUGGGCCACGAGAAGGAGACCCUGCAGAGACAGCUGUCCAUCGCCCUGCCCCAGGAGUUUGCGGUGCUGACCAAAGAGCUGAACGUGUGCCGGGAGCAGCUGCUGGAGAGAGAGGAGGAGAUCUCCGAGCUGAAGGCGGAGAGGAACAACACACGACUGCUGCUGGAGCACCUGGAGUGCCUGGUGUCGCGUCACGAGCGCAGCCUGCGCAUGACGGUGGUGAAGCGGCAGGCGCAGUCGCCGGCGGGCGUCUCCAGCGAGGUGGAGGUGCUCAAGGCCCUCAAGUCGCUGUUCGAGCACCACAAGGCCCUGGACGAGAAGGUCCGGGAGAGGCUGCGCGUGGCGCUGGAGAGGGUGUCCACCCUGGAGGAGGAGCUGCAGACCUCCUCGCAGGAGGUGCUGUCUUUAAGGGACCAAAUCAAAAGACGAACGCACGGAAUAGAAAACGGCAAAGAGCGCCUCCCGAACGGGCCGACCUCCCUAUUGGACGAGGGCGAGGCGGACCGGCAGAGGGAGAGCGAGAUCGAGCGGCAGCGGUCGGAGCUGGGCCAGCUGAAGGAGCGGCUAGCCCUCAUGUGCAGACAGGUGGGGGAGAUCGAGGAGCAGCUGACCUCAGCCCGGAGGGAGCUGACCCGAUCAGAGGAAGCCAACCUGAAGCUCCAGAGAGACGUCAAAGAGGCUCUGUGCCAACGAGAAGACAUGGAGGAGAGGAUCACCACCUUAGAACGCAGGUACCUGAGUGCCCAGCGGGAGGCGACGUCUCUCCACGACAUAAAGGACAAGCUGGAGAACGAGCUGGCCAGCAAGGACUCCCUCUACAGACAGAGCGAGGAGAAGAACCGGGGGCUCCAGGAGCGGCUGGACGACGCCAAGCAGAAGCUGCAGCAGACCCUCCAGAGAGCCGAAACCCUCCCCGAGAUCGAGGCGCAGCUCGCCCAGCGGGUGGCCGCGCUCAACAAGGCAGAGGAGCGCCAUGGGAACUUUGAGGAGCGACUCCGACAGAUGGAGGCGCAACUGGAGGAGAAGAACCAGGAGCUGCAGAGAGCGCGGCAGAGGGAGCGGAUGAACGACGAGCACAACAAGCGUCUGUCCGACACGGUGGACAAGCUUCUGUCCGAAUCCAACGAGCGGCUGCAGCUCCACCUCAAGGAGAGGAUGGCCGCCCUGGAGGACAAGAAUGCACUGUCAGAAGAACUGUCCAACAUGAAGAAGCUGCAGGACGACCUGCUGGCCAACAAGGACCAGUUGAUAGCAGAGCUGGAGAGGAUCCAGCUGGAACUGGACCAGCUGAGGGCCCGGCCCGGGGGUUCCUACUCCAGCCGCUCCCUCCCGGGCAGCGCCCUGGAGCUGAGGUUCGCCCACGGCGGGGGCUCUCUCCCGGUGGGCUUCACCACGCACAUGGAUCACUACGGCAACGCCCCCGGCGGCGCGGUGCGGAGGAGCCACCGGGCGCGCUGGAGCUCCGCCCGCGAGGACUCCACCAAGUACGCGGACUGGGACAGCGGGGCGCUGAUGGUGUCCGGGUUCGACCCGGGCCUGGAGGUGGCGUGCUCGGACGACGACGACGACCGCGACAACAUGUUCGGCUCGGAGCUGCUGUCGCCCAGCGGGCAGACGGACGUACAGACACUGGCCAUCAUGCUGCAGGAGCAGCUGGAGGCUAUCAACAAGGAGAUCAAGCUGAUCCAGGAGGAGAAGGAGAACACGGAGAUUCGGGCGGAGGAGAUCGAGAGCCGGGUGGUUGCCAUGGACGACCCCCUCAUGCCCCCCUCCUCCCUGGGGAGGGACAGCACCGGGCGGAGCUACAUCCCCUCCUCCAUCACCUCCUCCACCCUGGCCUCCCCCUCACCCCCCAGCUCCGGCCACACCACCCCCCGCCUACCCCACUCCCCCGCCCGGGAGAACGACCGACAGGUGUGA